AUUCCCGUCCACUCCGUUCGUCCCUGGUCUACUUACAUACUCUACCUAUAACACCUAACCGACUUACUUACCGGACGCCCUCACCCCAGAACGAGCAAAAGCAAACACAAAAACACACAAAAGUCGGCGGCCUGGCAGGCAAAGCACGCACGUGCUCACCCACUCAACCAACCAACCAACCAACCACCAGCAGCACAAACAGCACGCAAACAGGACAACCCGCGCCGCGCCGCCACAGCGCCCAACCCACCACCACCAUGCGCCUAGGUCACGUGCACCUCAGCAGCGCGCACAAGCUAUGCUCCUACAGCGCCGUCUCCCUCAUCCAAGACCGCGCCGUAUCGCGGUACCUGGCCGCAAAAGCGCAAGCAACACCCACCAAAUCCACACCAACAACAAGCUCACCACAAACACUCCCCAACCCCCCCAUCAACGCUCCCAUCAAAACCCCCAACCCCACAGUCAUAACCGCCGAAUUCACGCCCGUCUACACGUGCGGCCGCCGCGAAGUCGGCACCGUCAGCGCCGCGCAACAAGCGCACCUACGCUGCAACGGACGGGCCGAGUUCGUCGAAGCGCUGCGCGGCGGGCAGACGACGUUCCACGGGCCGGGGCAGCUGGUCGCGUACCCGGUGCUGGACUUGAAGCGGCACGGGCUGACGGCGCGCGAGUACGUGUGCUUGCUCGAGAAGACCGUCAUCGCGACGUGUGCGGCGUACGGGAUCAAGGCCAUGACGACCGAGCAUACGGGCGUCUGGACGGGGCCGGACACCAAGAUUGCGGCGCUGGGGCUGCAUAUGCGCCGCAAUGUUACGAGUCAUGGCGUUGGGCUGAAUGUGGGCACGGAUUUGUGGUGGUUUGAUCGCAUUGUUGCGUGUGGGCUGGAGGGGAAAAGGGCGACGAGCUUUGAGGAUGUGGGGGUCAAGGGCGUGAGUGUGAGGGAGGUGGCGGGCGUUUUUGUGAGGAAGCUCGCUGAUGCGUUGGGCAUUGAGGGGGUGGAUGAGUUGGCGGAUGCUGAGUAUUUGAACUAUGUCGAGCAGCCGGCUUUGACUGAAUAAUAAUAUGUAUUGGAGGUCUUUGAAUUGUGCGUUGAGCUAGCCAGCCAAUAUGCGAGGUUGUGGAAUCAAUAAGUCGAGAAAC
Molecule: messenger RNA, 1140 nt
Organism: Aplosporella prunicola CBS 121167
Lineage: Eukaryota; Fungi; Ascomycota; Dothideomycetes; Botryosphaeriales; Aplosporellaceae
Exons: 1
Coding region: 258-1058 (266 amino acids)
Biological process (GO): protein lipoylation
Cellular component (GO): mitochondrion
Molecular function (GO): lipoyl(octanoyl) transferase activity
Source: RefSeq, a predicted model, not a curated record